GUCAAAGAGGGGAAGUUAGGUAAUAGGGGAGCCCCCCACCAUCCAACUUCUACGUGACGUUUGACUCACCAGCACCGACCGGUUAGAUAUCAUUUGCAGCCGGCAGCCUUUCCAACUCGAAUCAGCUCUCUCAAAAGCUAGUAAAUAUGUCUAAAAUUGGUAUUAAUGGAUUUGGAAGAAUUGGGCGUCUUGUUCUUCGUAAUGCUGUCGAUAGUGGUGCCCAGGUAGUUGCUGUUAAUGACCCGUUCAUUAAUGUGGAAUAUAUGGUCUACCUUUUUAAAUAUGAUUCCACACAUGGACGUUUCAAGGGAAGUGUCUCAUAUUCUGGACAAAACCUUGUUGUGAAUGGAAAAGAAAUCCGUGUCUUCCAGGAAAGAGACCCAGCUAGCAUUCCAUGGGGUGAAGCCGGUGCCGAAUAUGUUGUUGAAGCUACUGGAGUUUUCACAACUGUUGAGAAGUGCAAGCCUCAUUUGAAGGGCGGUGCCAAGAAAGUUAUUAUUACUGCACCCUCGGCUGAUGCUCCCAUGUUCGUUUGUGGUGUUAACUUGGAUGCAUACAAGCCAGAUAUGGACAUAGUUUCUAAUGCAUCUUGCACAACUAACUGCCUUGCUCCAUUAGCCAAAGUUAUCCAUGAUAAUUUUGGAAUUGAAGAAGGUCUCAUGACAACCGUUCAUGCUGUUACUGCCACUCAGAAAACAGUUGAUGGCCCAUCUGGAAAGUUGUGGAGAGAUGGAAGAGGUGCUGCUCAGAAUAUAAUUCCAGCAUCUACUGGUGCAGCUAAGGCUGUCGGCAAAGUCAUUCCGUCCCUAAAUGGUAAACUGACUGGCAUGGCUUUUAGAGUUCCUGUAUCCAAUGUUUCUGUUGUUGAUUUAACCGCAAGAUUGCAGAAGGAUGCUACUUAUGAAGAAAUUAAAAAGAAAAUUAAGGAAGCUUCAGAAGGUCCCCUAAAAGGAAUUUUGGCAUAUACUGACGAACAGGUUGUCUCUUCCGAUUUCAUCGGCAAUACUGCUUCAUCUACUUUCGAUGCUGAGGCUGGUAUCCAACUGAACAACAAAUUUGUAAAGCUCAUCUCAUGGUACGAUAAUGAAUGUGGUUAUUCCAUGAGAGUCGUUGAUCUUAUCAGAUACAUGCAAACAAAGGACUAGUGAGAACCCAUUAUUCUGAAUUUGUUUAUUAGUGUUGUAUUGAAACAGUGAAUUACUGCACUCCAGAACUGAAUCUUGUGUUAAAUACUUUAUAUCAUAAAUUGAAAAACGUUCAUUGAUAUAUUUUCUUUAAAAUAAAGUUUUGUAUUUAAAUUUGUACAUUUAUGUUGAAAUAAAUGAAAUAUUUCUUAUACCUUCCUUUACCCU
Nezara viridula (southern green stink bug) is the source of this 1352-nucleotide messenger RNA. The record is from the annotation of a GenBank genome assembly. Lineage: Eukaryota; Metazoa; Arthropoda; Insecta; Hemiptera; Pentatomidae.